This is a messenger RNA of Lactuca saligna, 3884 nucleotides long. The record is from the annotation of a GenBank genome assembly. Lineage: Eukaryota; Viridiplantae; Streptophyta; Magnoliopsida; Asterales; Asteraceae.
CUUUAAAAUGCCAAAACCAAAUCUAGAGGAAAAAAGAAGUUAAAAGAAUUUUAAUAUAACAUAAUUCGACCGGAUACAAUGGAGGAAAAGGGUUUUGCCUGCUAAUGUUACAGGUAUCCGAUCCAUGCUAUAGAUUGCAUCAUUACAACUUACAAGACCCCCAGAUACACACUAGUAGUAUUCUUCCAACACACGCAAAUCCAAGUCCUUGGAUUGAAAUUGGGUUUUCCCUGAUCAAAUUCCCUUAAUCGACAUUUUUCCGCUGGGAAACUUUGCUUAUUCUUACUUAAUUCCUGAUCUGUAAGUAUCGUUGAUUGCCGGUGUUUCUGUUAUGUCGGAUUUGAUAGAAUUGGGGGCAUCUGUUGUUUAUCUUUGGUGACAUGAAAGAGGUGGGGAGAUCUGUCCAUUCGAUAGACGUGGUAAAGAAAAAAAGCUCUUCUGGAUGCUUGAUUAUCAAAAAGAAGGUAGCAGAUGGUGUUGGCGGAGUUCAAGGGUUUAGCGAUUCGUCAUCAAGGAAGCUAUAUUACUCGGCAAAAGAGAAAAAAAGACCCAGACCGAUUAGGAGUGAUUCCGAGUCCAGUGAUGAGUUCACAGAGCCUUACCGCCAAAAACUUGAUAAUUUUCACAAUGGUUCAUCUUUUAGUAAUAGGGGUUUUAUGGGAAAUAGAGAAUCAGAGAUUGAGAAAAGGGUAAAUAAUGGGAUAAAUAUGCAUGAGUUUGAUGAGUAUAAUGGAUUCCAUGAGAGGAUGAAUAGGAAGGAUGCUAACGAUCAUAGACAUGGGUUGAAGUUACAUUGGCAAAGUGGGGAUCUAAAGAAUUCUGCAAGUGGUAGUAGUAGGAUAAUCGAUGAUAAGAGAAGGGAAUUCCUUCAUGAUAAAAGGAAUGCCAUUUUGGGUGGAAAGAGUAGUAGGCCUAUUCAUGGCAUCAAAAGUGGAUACAAGAUGGAGGACGAUAAAUCCCAUUUACCCCUUAAUUACAGAGAAGUUUCUGAUGAACCUAUCAGGUUGCAAGGGAAAAAUGGUGUCCUAAAGGUGAUGGUAAAAAAGCAUAAGCAGAUGAGUGUUCCACAUCAAAGUUAUAAUCAUCAUCCAGAAGUUGAAGAGUGGAAAGAAUCUAGGCCAGUAGUUUACAAAAAGAAACAACAGAACAUGUCCCAUAAAAGCCAUGAUCAUUGGGAAGGUCCUAAUAGGAAAAAAGCAGCUAUGGAGCCAUCUUCAUUGCACUCUGCUUCAAGGCAUCCUGAGAAACCAGUUUCAUUUAAGAAUCAAGUGAAAGGUGAAGUUGAUUUGGAUUUGGAAAAGCCAGUUUUAGAUGAUAGUGACACAUCAUUACCAAUAAAACCAUCUGCUGAAAAAAUGGUUAAAAUUGAAAAAAGAAUAACCCCACAAACCAAAAAAGAUACUCCAGUUAAAGGGAAGGAAAGCAAGGUUAAACGUGGAAGUGGCACUGAAAAGCAAUUAUUAAGAGAGAAGAUUAGAAGUAUGCUUCUUGGUGCUGGUUGGACCAUUGAUUAUAGACCAAGAAGGAACAGAGACUACCUUGAUGCUGUCUACAUCAAUCCAACAGGAACUGCUUAUUGGUCUAUAAUCAAAGCUUAUGAGGCACUUCAAAAGGAAGAACAGAAAGAUCAUUCACAAGUUGGUGGUGAAUUUACCCCUUUACCCGUUGAAACACUUAGUAAACUAACCAGGCAAACCCGUAAGAAAAUUGAAAGAGAAAUGAAAAAGAAGAAAAGAGAUGAAGGCAACAACAAUGGUGAUGCUGAUGAUUCAAAUGAUAAUUAUUACAUGGAAACAGUCAAGCAAGAGAGGCCUGCUGCAAAGAGAAGUGUUGGACUUGGGCAUGAAUAUGAUUCUCAAAUUACACAGGGGCAAAAAAGUCGAAAACUCGGAAGGUGUGUUUUGUUGGUUAGAAGUGAAGGGAAAGGCUCUGAAAAUGAUAGGUUUGUUUCCUAUUCAGGGAAACGAACCCUUCUUUCAUGGUUGAUUGAUUCUGGAACAGUGGAAAUGAGUGAGAAAGUUGAAUAUAUGAACAGAAGAAGGACACGAGUAAUGCAAGAAGGGUGGAUUACAAAAGAUGGAAUCCAUUGUGGCUGUUGUAGCAAAAUCUUAUCAGUUUUGAAGUUUGAGCUUCAUGCAGGAAGCAAACUCAAGCAGCCAUAUCUGAAUAUUUUUGGACAAUCUGGAAAAUCUUUGAUGCAGUGUCAGAUUGAGGCAUGGAAUAAACAAGGAGAGUUGGAAAGGAAGGGUUUUUAUGCUGUAGAUGUUGAUGGUGAUGAUCCUAAUGAUGACACCUGUGGCUUAUGUGGCGAUGGUGGUGAUUUGAUUUGUUGUGAUGGUUGUCCAUCCACCUUUCACCAGAGCUGUUUAGGCAUAAAGAUGCUUCCUCAAGGUGAUUGGCAUUGUCCAAAUUGCUCAUGUAAAUACUGUGAAACUGAAGCUGGUGUUAGAACUGAAAGUCAACUUCUUGCAUGCUGCCUUUGUGAGAAAAAAUAUCAUGAAUCAUGCAGCCUGGAGAUGAAUGAGAAGCCUGUUGAUCCCACUGAUCCAAACCUGUCAUUCUGUGGCCAGAAGUGUCUAGAGGUAUACAGCCACCUGCAGAAGCUUCUUGGGGUGAAACAUGAAGUGGGUUCUGGAUUCUCAUGGUCUCUUAUUCGUCGAUCAGAUCUUCCACCAGAUGCUUCAUCCAUGGAGUUAUCACAAAGAGUGGAAUGCAAUUCCAAGCUAGCUGUUGCUCUUUCAGUCAUUGAUGAGUGCUUUGUUCCUGUUCUUGAUAGGAGAAGUGGAAUCAACUUAAUCCAUAAUGUUGUUUACAAUUGUGGAUCAAACUUUAACAGGUUAAACUACAGUGGCUUCUUUACAGCUAUAUUGGAGAGGGGUGAUGAAAUGAUUUGUGCUGCAUCCAUCAGGAUCCACGGGACCCAGCUAGCAGAGAUGCCAUUUAUUGGGACCCGCCAUAUGUAUAGACGCCAAGGGAUGUGUCGUAGGCUGUUAUCUGCUAUUGAAUCGGUACUCUCAUCCCUUCAUAUUGAGAAAUUGAUCAUUCCUGCCAUUGCUGAACACAUGCAUACAUGGACUGAUGUUUUUGGUUUCAAGCCUCUUGAGGAAACACACAGACAAGAAAUGAGGUCCAUCAACAUGUUGGUGUUUCCUGGAACAGAUAUGUUGCAGAAACCGCUAAUUCCAGAGAAAGGUUCAUCAUUACAUAAGAUAAGAAUGGAAUUGGAAUUGGAAAGCAACAUUCCGAAGCCUGACAAAUCGGAAUCAAGUUCUCCCGAUGUUAAAGAGUCGAGACAAAGAAUUGCUCCAUCGGAUUCCGGUUCUCAAGAUGCUAGCGAUGCCACUCUUUCUAUCAGUUCUGUUAAAGUUGAUAUUCCGUUUCCGGUUCUGAAAAGAAAACCAAAUGUUAUUAGUGAUUCCGAUGUUCAGCUUGAUGGUGAUGAUACAGUUAUGCAGAAUGGUGAAGAGAGUACUGAAAAUUUUGCUAUUUCUGUUGCCAUUCCGGUGAGAAAAGGUGUGCGGGGUGGUAAUGAGACUACAAACGGAAUUGCUGAUGCCGAUUCCAAGGGAGUAGGAUUUGCUCCACAGAAUGGGAAUGUGAUGCCUUCCACCAAAACAGGUGGUGCCAAUUCCGUUCCAGGUAACCCACGUGAGCUCAUGGGAAAGGAAUCAGUUUCUGUAUCUACGGAUUCCGAUUCCAGCAAAGAACUAACGGAUGUGCAGGAUGACGGAAUCACUGAUGCUAUUCCAAUGGACGCAAUAUCCUUAAACGUUUCUCUUGAACACAAACCACAAUUGUCUGGAAUGGAAUCACUUCCAUCUGUUCCAAAUUCAGCUGCAAAUAUAGCAGAAUUAAUUCAAUUUUCAACAGGAAAGGAGAAAUGA